CGCAUGCGCACUGUGCAUCGCAACACUGUGGGGCAGCGGAGGAAACGAGGGGUCGUUUAUGCGCAUUUUUGGGACGAAAAGAGGUAAAUCACCCCGAACAGACUCUCAGGAAUCAUGGGGAGUGUGUUCCUGCCGGCGGACGCGGCCCACUCAGUGCUGCGCCGGCAGCGCAGGGACAACUUCUUGUUGGAGGAGAUGAAGCAGGGAAACAUUCAGAGGGAGUGCCGCGAGGAGAUCUGCAACUAUGAGGAGGCCCGCGAGGCUUUCGAGAACGAUGAGAAAACGAGACGGUUCUGGGAAGAAUAUGUGCGGGAGAGCAGUCCGUCUGGAGAGCUGGAGACCGCGGUUGGAGGAGUCCACUCUCUCUACCUGAUCGUGCCGUUGCUGCUGGUUGUGCUCAUCAUCGCCGCCGUAGCCAUCACUGUGUGGCGCUGCCACUCCCGCAAGCGCUCGCAGCGCAGCCCCAGCAUGGGACACUCGCAUCACGACCACGUCUUGUCAGUGGUCUCCAUGGACCAUUGGGGGAGGGAUUACCCUCACGGUGACCAAUCAGAACUCAGCGUCCACAGCAGCCCAGCUUAUCCAGGCUCAGAGCUCACAUCUGGGAGAGGAAGCGCUGGAGACCCGCCACCAUCUUAUGAGGAGGCUGUGGGCCAGACGGACGUCCAAAUAGAGACGGAGCCACCUCCACAAUAUGAGGAUAUAGUCAACACCAGCUCUUCUGGUCAUGGAGGUCAUGGGAAGUAAACCUGUCUCUGACUGCCACCCCAACAAAAGCCCUAACCUACACUAAGACCAUGUGAUCAUUUAGCACUGUCACUAUUGUGGUAUCACCAGCCUUCCUUAUUCAACACAUACAGAAACACUUUCAACUGUCUGGUCAACGGACUAAUGCAUCUUUGGACCCAGCGCUGUUAAAAUUUGCACUAACUUUUUAUCAAUGAGGUGAAGUGAUAGCAGGAAGGAUAUUGCAAUACCAAAACCAACCAGCUCUAUUGAUCUUCCUCAAGUUGCAUCUAUGCUGUCACACUGCAGCAAAUGAUUUAACUUAGCAGGCCUAAAAAAUGUUGCAUGUGUCAGGAAGAAAAAAGGAUUCUGAUUGCCACAAUGGAAUAUUCCAAAAGUGUAUAUGGGGGUUGGAUCGAUGCUUUAUUGUUGCCUAUUGCCAAUGUUUGAGACAAAAGUAGCCAUAAGGAGAUAUUUGCAACUAUUCCAAAACUGAAAUAUUUUAAUGGACAUCUUUGUUGUCGAAAAAAUAAGAAUUGUGUAUAUUGCAAACUAUGCAAGAAUAUUGCUAUGCCAGAUUCAGAAACAGCAUUUAGACCACAAAACAGCAAACCCAGACCAAAAAAAUAGUUUCAAGCGAUUUAUGACCACCAAGGGUCACAAAGAGAAAAACGUGCUAAAAAUCAAGCUUAUGAUUUCUUAUGUCUAACCUAGAUAUGGGCAGAUGACACUGCAGCACAUUUCACUCCUGUGAAGAGCAAUUUCAAAACAUCGUAUCCAAGCUUGUGUCAAAUGAAGAAAAACACGUGACUCAUGACGUUCGGAGCUAAAAAAAACUACACUGACGCUCCAGAAAACGCAUCAUUAGCUAAACUAUGUGACUAUGAUAUGAAGUGAAUAGCUGAGAGAUGUGACGCUGUACACUAGGACAUAAUCAAUUGUAUGAGAACAUUUCAAUCUAAUACCACGUAAUAAUGGAAAAAAGCUAAUAGGCAAAUUUACCGAAGAUCAUUCUCUAAAAACAACACAUUGUGAUUUAUAAAGGUCAGAUAAAUAUCAACCAUGAAGUUAGCACAUGAGCCCAUUUAUAUUUUGUGUCAACAAAUUAUUUUAUAUCUCGGAUUGUUGGACAAUACAUUUAUUUAUUUUUUAACUGUAACAUGCUCAUUGGCUGCAAUCUUAUCAUAUUUGGGCCGUCAUUUACAUCACUGAAGUACUUUUUUUUGCCACUGAUAGGCUCUGAUUGUUUUUUUUAAGUGUGUGACGUAAUGGAAAGAAUCUCACUAACGGAGAAGUCUCGUUCUGACAUCUGGAGCAGUGACGUGUUACGGGAAGAGAAACUUGAAAACGCAACUGCCAGCCGGGCAGAGUUUCUUGAGUUCAGAAAGGGUAGCUUAGUGAAAUUGAAAAAAAUGUCAAUGUCAUGGCUGGAUAUUCAGAUGAUUUUGUUAAUGUGGAGGAGGUAUUUGAAGUCGAUGCCCACGUGUAUGUAUUGGAGAGUGAAUGAAGAGAGAGAGAGGGGCAACAGGCAGAGGAGGAUGAACCAGCUGUUGCAAAGCUGCGAAUCUAUAGAGACUGGUGUUGCCCGAUAUUCAGAUUUCAGAACGAGACUUCUCCUUGAGUUGGACUUGGAACCGAUAACAAACAGACAGGAGUUAGCCUUUAAUGCAGCGCAUAUGAACAAAACUAUUAGAUAUUUAAUGAUAACACACAUACUUCUUGGACUUGUACACAUAUGAGACUUAAAAUACAAAUAUCAGAGAGGCUUUGGAGUGCUUCAAUCACCACAGUCUUAAAGGGAAGCUGUUAGGUUAGCUGUAGUUUCAUCCCACCAGCUAACUUGUGUCUAAUAUUUACAUUUUAACUCUAGUUCCGUGACCGACUAGUGAGAUAAAUAUCUGGGUCUUUAGCUUGGUAAAUACAAAAAUUUCUUCACUAGUAAUUAAUUAACUUUUUGUGGUUUUGUGCAGGGUAGUAGUGGUGCUUGGGUUAUUUGGGCUUGUUGACUAAAUAGUUAAUACAAUUUGAUGUAAAUGGCUGCCCACAGUCUUAUUAUUUUUGGGGUCAAAGGGAGCAUUGCGACACAAUAAUUGAAUAAAUGAUCAGGCAGAACCAAAACCAUGAGUUAAAACUGUGUAAAGCUGCAAAGUUGGGUGUCAAUUGAAUUUUCCACAGUACAAUCUGUAAUUUGAUUGUUGAUAUCAAUAAUAUCACUUAAUGCAGGUUUUAAAUAGUCGAGUUGCCAAACUAAUGCGUCGGUCCAACUUCAGUAUACACUUGUGAAUGUUUUGUAGUUCAAUAUUUAAGAUAAGACCAGCAGUAAAGUAAAGUGGGGGGUGGUGAAACGUGUUUUGUGUAAAUGUGUGAAAUGUGCUUAUAUUUUGGUAAUGCAUGUAGCCUGGUCUGUACACCUGAGGUUGGAUCUGGCUCUGCACUGUUUGUUGAUGGUCAGUGCUUGCUGGCCCACGUCCUUCUCUGGGCUGUUGAUAGUUUCUCAGAGUCUGCUUUAACUGUGAAAAUCUCUCCCCACUCUUUCCCUUAAUGCAAAUGUCACCGUGUUGGAAAUGACUACAGAGUCUUCUGCUCUGCCACUUUCACUAAAAGCACACUGAGUAUUCUUCAAGUAGUUUGCAUCUACGCCAUAUAUGUAAGUUGUGGAGUGACUUGCACAGGAUGUGGAAUAGGAAACAAUAGAAACACAAGCUUUGGGGAAAUGUUGCAUCAGAGGGGAGAGAUUCUAUAUUCAACACUAUGGACAGAGUUCACGUUUAGCAUGUAUGUACCUGUAUAUAAAUAUGUAUAGUCUUUACGUGUGAAAGUAAUUGACAGUGAGAUUGUUUUUUACUGUAUAGGAAUGCAGUAAAUGCAUUGCCACGAGUAUAACUAUUGUACAGUAGGAUGUGGUUAAAUGAAGGCACUUUGUGUUUAAGCUUAAACUGGGCUGUUUGAUGAAAACUAGGACAGUCUGGUUUGACGUCGUCAGCCAUUACGAUGUCACUGUAAACUAAAUGUGCUCCUGCUCUAUAUGCAACUUUGCUGCAUACACUCUAAAAACCAAAAAUAUCUGUCUAAUGAUCACGGAUACUGAUAAGUGUCACAUUUCCUGUUCACACCUCACAGACUUAGAGCACUGAUUAUAAUACUUUUUUGCGAGUUGACCUGUGAACCUCAGCGAUAUGACCUUUAACUGAGUUGUGCUGGUGGGGGGAGCCAUUUUGGUGAGGUCAGCUGUUGUGCUGUUACUUGCAGAGCUCUUCUUUUUUUUUUUUACAAUGCCUUAUUAAACAAACAAAAUGUUAUAUAGCAACAAAUGCAAGAUAACUUGUUAUAAAUCCUUUAUGUGCAGAAGCUUGAAUUAAUUUGUAAUAAAAAAGUGCUAC
Molecule: messenger RNA, 4106 nt
Organism: Anoplopoma fimbria (sablefish)
Lineage: Eukaryota; Metazoa; Chordata; Actinopteri; Perciformes; Anoplopomatidae
Gene: prrg1
Product: proline rich Gla (G-carboxyglutamic acid) 1
Exons: 4
Coding region: 115-747 (210 amino acids)
Cellular component (GO): extracellular region
Molecular function (GO): calcium ion binding
Source: RefSeq, a predicted model, not a curated record